AUGGCUGAGCUCAGGCAGGUUCCGGGCGGGCGGGAGACCCCUCAGGGGGAGCUGCGGCCGGAGCUGGUGGAGGAUGAAGUCCCUCGGAGCCCAGUCGCGGAGGAGCCCCGCGGCGAUGGGAGUAACAGCAGCGAAGCCAAGUUGUUUCCAGGGGAGGAGGAAGAGCUGGAUCCCAGAAUACAGGAGGAGCUGGAGCACCUGAACCAGGCCAGUGAGGAGAUCAACCAGGUGGAGCUACAGCUGGACGAGGCCAGAACCACCUAUCGGAGGAUCCUGCAGGAGUCGGCGAGGAAGCUUAACACUCAGGGCUCCCACUUGGGGAGCUGCAUCGAGAAGGCCCGGCCCUACUAUGAGGCUCGGCGGCAAGCUAAAGAGGCCCAGCAGGAGACGCAGAAGGCAGCCUUACGAUACGAGCGGGCUGUGAGCAUGCACAACGCUGCCCGGGAGAUGGUGUUUGUGGCUGAGCAGGGCGUCAUGGCUGACAAGAACCGGCUGGACCCUACAUGGCAGGAGAUGCUCAACCACGCCACCUGCAAGGUGAACGAGGCAGAGGAGGAACGGCUUCGUGGCGAGCGGGAGCACCAACGGGUAACGCGGCUGUGCCAGCAGGCUGAAGCUCGGGUGCAGGCCCUGCAGAAGACCCUCCGGCGGGCCAUUGGCAAGAGCCGCCCCUACUUUGAGCUCAAGGCCCAGUUCAGCCAGAUCCUGGAGGAGCACAAGGCCAAGGUGACAGAGCUGGAGCAGCAGGUUGCUCAGGCCAAGACUCGCUACUCAGUGGCCCUGCGCAACCUGGAGCAGAUCAGUGAGCAGAUCCACGCGCGCCGCAGGGGCCUGCCCCCUCACCCACCUGGCCCUCGGCGCUCCUCCCCUGUGGGCGCUGAGGCCAGGCCCCAGGAGGAGGAGGAGGACGGAGACAGUGGGAUCAUUGAGGGGGCUGAGGGCGAGGCCCCAGAAGAGGGCUGCAGCCUGGGGCUUGGUCCUGCUCCUGAUGGGGACACAGCGAGCCUGCUGAGCCUGCGCACCGUGGCCUCAGACCUGCAGAAGUGUGACUCCGUGGAACACCUGCGGGGCCUCUCGGACCACGCCAGUCUGGACGGCCAGGAGCUGGGCACCUGGAGCGGGGGCCGUGGGGGCCGCCACCAGCGCAGCAUCAGUCUGUAG
This is a messenger RNA of Pipistrellus nathusii (Nathusius's pipistrelle), 1161 nucleotides long. Lineage: Eukaryota; Metazoa; Chordata; Mammalia; Chiroptera; Vespertilionidae. The record is from the annotation of a GenBank genome assembly.